Messenger RNA from Cornus florida, 5030 nucleotides. RefSeq lists its product as uncharacterized. Bases 3955 to 4632 code for a protein of 225 amino acids. The record is from RefSeq and is a predicted model, not a curated record. The transcript is spliced from 7 exons. Lineage: Eukaryota; Viridiplantae; Streptophyta; Magnoliopsida; Cornales; Cornaceae.
UAAAUACGGCAUUGCCCUGUUUUUUCUCUCCAUUCUAAUUUCUUAGAGAGAGAAACUUUGGAGAGAGAGAGUGUUGAGACAGGAUGAGGCUAGUACCUCUUAUUCACAUCAAUGGCUUUCAAGCCUUCCAUUUUAGAGUUGUCUUUGUUCAAUGGGUAAUAAGAAGUUUCUCAAUUACGAAAAUGUUGAAGCUGAGAAUGGGUAGUGUCGGCAAACUAUUGCAGCCCUGAUUGUUGCAGGGCGGAUAAUCUCAGAAUAAUGAUUGGUCUGCAAGAAUCAACAGUUCAAAACCCAUAUCGGCAUAACUUGUAUGUAUGGGUUUUGUUUUAAUUUUUGGAAGUGACGGCGGCGGCGGCGGAUUAUCGGCUGAGGGCCAGGGACGACGGCGGCGGUUCAGCGGCAAAGGACGGCGGUAGAGAGAGAAAGAAGAGAGGAAGAGAGAGGAGAGAGAAAGGAAAAAAAAAAAAAAUUUAAUUUCGGGUUUUGGGUUGGGUUCGGGUUGAGCUCGAGCCCAACCCGAAUAUGUUUGGGUUUUGACAAAACCCAACCCGAACAUGAGCCCGAUUUGUGAAUUGUAUGUCCAAAUUUCAAAAUUUAUGGGUUGGGGCUAGGCUAGGCUGGGUUAGCCCGCCUAAGUUGCAGCCCUAGUUUCAAGGACGGUCCCUAAAACCUAACUGGCCGUCCCUAAAACCUUAUUUUUUGGCACAAUCUCAUAAACUGUCCCUAAAAUCUUAGCUAUCCUUUUUUGACAUAGUUUAAAGAUUGUCCCUAAAACCUUAACUAGCCCGUCCCCAAUUCCACAAAAAAAUAGUGCGGCAACAUUUGGCACUUCAUUUUUUGUUUGGCACUACAAAAAUAUAAUAUAUAAAAUAAUUUUAUUUUACAAAAUAGGGCAUAAACUACGUCGUUUGAUCAUAUAUAUCAUUACAUCCGUAUACCUAGUCUUCAGUUCUGAACGCUCAAGCCCUCACGCCUCUUCCACUGUCUUCCAUCCUCUUCCACCUUCUUCCACUGUCGCAGAAGACAGAGUUCUUAAUCAAACAUUCUUUGGGCUUCAAUCUUCACCGAAUCACAAGAUUCAAUCUUCACCAAAUCUGGAGUAGGCUUGUGGUCUGAGUCUGAAUCGCUGUGGGAAAUACAGGUUUGCAGAAGCGAUUCUUUGUUGUUUCAAAGAGAAUCUCGGGCUUGGAGGAGGCUAUUAGAAUCAGGAGGUACUAUUGUGAUGGAACUUUAUAAACCCUUAUAUAUUCUGUUAUGUGUUCCUUCAGUCUCUAAUGUUAUGUAUGCUAAUGUAUCUAUGUUUGUGGUUCUGAUAUCGUAAUUGAUCUUGAUUUUUAGUGUUUUUGAUUUCUGUAAAUCUUUGUGUUUUUGCUUGAUCUGAUGGUCGAUGUAAUUUGGGAUUACACAUUCUUCGAAGAGAAUCUCGAGUUUCCUAAGAACUAACCAGUUUCGCACCGCCUCUUUGCCUUUCUAAAACGUUCCGACUUGUCACGCCGGCCAACCGACGAAGGGCGGACGAAUGAACAAGCCAAGGUUGACAACGUUCAACGGCGGCUACCGUUUGGUACGGUAUUGGUCAGAAGAUUCUUCUCUCUACCUCUUUGAUUUGUUUUUGUUCCAUCUAUUGAACAUCUGUUAUCUUUCUCUUUGAGAUCACGAUUGACUACAAACCACUUCUUACAAGGAUAUAUUUUGUUUUAAUCUAGUUUUUCUUCCAUUCAUUUUUGAAAUCUUUUUAAUAGGUCAGAAGUGUAUGAAUUCAUAUACGCACUUGUUUAAUUAGGUUAAUUAUUCAACGUCUUUGUUAAUUAUUUUUUUUUUCCCUCUCUCUAUAUAUUAAUAUUCCGCAAGAAAGUUCAAUUUACAUUAUAAACUACUAUGAUGUUGUUUGAUGGUUCAGUAUAUUUAGUUUUUUGAUUAUAUUCAUGUGAAUUAUUUGAUGCAUAUUUUGAUCUUGUCAACGCAGAACAUCCUUCAUAUUUUUAUAGUUACGAGUGAACCACACGUGGUGUGCAAAUGGGCAUACAUAAGAGGUAUACAACCUUCAAAAGAAGAUCAAACCCAUUUUGAUUUGUGAGAUAAAGCAUGCAAAUUCUUGAAGCAUACCAAAAUUGUGAGUAAACAAAAAUAAAAAAUACCCAAAUUAAUAAUAAUGAAGAAAAAUAUGGAGAGAAAUUAAACCUAGUAGUUCCAUCAAAGAGGGCAGAGGAGUUGACUUUGGCUGCCGGAGACAAUGAUGAUGUGGAAACUAACCUAGUUCCCUGAUCUCCAUCUCCCUAUAUUGAGUCAGUUUUAGGGAAAAAUAUACUACAUAAUUGAGUGUAAAUCAUCAUUUUUGUCAAGAAAAUUGCAAUGUAAUUUUUCACAAAUGUAAGAGAAGGAAAAAAAUGAAAAGAAAAAAAAAAAAAAGAGCAGUAGUACUACUGAUAAGGCUCAUUAGAAGUUUUCUAAACUCAUGGGAAGCAAAAGCAAUCUUCUUCUUUGCACUCUGUUAGACAGAUAAAUGAGUAUUACAAAAAAAGAAAAAAAGAAAAAUAAGAAGAAGAUGUGUUAGAAAAUAAAUGGCUGUCUAAUAAUGUCAAAGCAGUAAGAUGGAGUAGAUUAUUUAGAGAAGUUUCAUUAAUUUAAAUAAGUUCAUACAAAUUUCUUUCAAAGUUUGAUUUGGAUUGCUUUUACGUGGCUUUGAUGAUUAUUGAGUUGCAUACAUUUGUUGAAUCAUUGAGGAAGUAGAGUGCAGACAGAACUAGAAAUCUGAUGUUUUUAUUGUAGAACAAUUGAUUUACGGUUUUAAAAAUACCCCAUAAAAGGUACAAUUGUGAAUUCAAAUUUUCCUUGUUCUUGCGAAAGUGGGAAACAUGUGGACAGUUUCCAAGAGAAGCCAUAUGUAUGAAUACUUGUAUAGUGAGAAGUUUUAUAUAAGGAAGCAUUAUAUGUACACUUGUAUACUCACAAGGUAGCAAGCUUCUAAAGGGAAGGUUCUCACUUGGGUUGUAGGAGGACAUAUAUACAUUUAGGCAUAUGUAUUGUACAAAGAGAUGGAGAAAGCUGAGAGUAAUGAACUUGAUGCUGAAGUAUAUAUAGGGGUUAACAAAGAGAGAAAAAUAGAGAAGGAAAAUUGGGAAAAGAGGCUCAAAGAGGUAGGUUUUCCCUCUCUGAACCAUUUUUAAAAUUUGAUUUAUUUUGUUAAAAAUUUAGAAAAAAUGCUGCUAUUGUUAAUACUUUACGUGACCAGCUGAAUUAUAUUACCGAGCUUUCUCUUUUGAGUUACUUUUUGUUUAAAUUUCUCUUUAAGUAUUGGUUCUGUGCUUCAUUAAUUUGCAGCUUUGAUUUGGUUGACCAAAUUAAUUGUUAUAUUUGAGCAUUUACUUUUUUUUUUUGGGUUUAUGAUUAUAUUUAAUGUGAUCUAUUCAGUUAUAUUGCCAGUCUUUAUUUAUUGACUUCCUUUAGGUUUAUUAACAUCUAAUUAUUGAAUUUUUUAUUCAAUGGAAUUAUGUAAUAUGAAAUGAUUACUUAGAAUAUAUUCUGCAUAUGCUUGUUUAUUUUGAUUUAAUUUCACUUGAUUCUUCAUAUCAGCUUGUAAACUAAAUUAUGGACACCUCCGAGGAACCAAUGCGUAGAGUUUUUAGGUCCCGCAGGGCUGAAACUGAGCGACCAUCUACAAGUUCACCUGUUACACAACCGAGUGGAUCAGGUAAUGAUAGGAAUUCAACAAAUCAAAGAAUGGAAGGUCAUGGUAGUAAUGAGCAGAUGGGGCCAAAACCAAGUGGAGGUUCGAUACGAAAAGGGCAUGGAAGAGUAAAAAAUGAAGCCUUGCACAAAAUUAAUGAAAACAAUUGGCCGAUUCCGGUAGAGUUUGGAUAGGGUUAUAUUAAACCUAUUGGUUUAAAUAACAAAUUAUGGACGGCUGAGGUUGGCAUUAAUACACGAGAUACCGAAGCCCUUCUAAAGUAUAAAAUGUGGAGGGAUGUUCCAGAUUUUGAGAAAAAGGUCUGCUAUAACCAUUUGAAGGAGGUCUUUGGAGUGGAUGGAUAUGCGAAUGACACUGAUUUUAAGCGAGUAAAUAAGGAAAUUUCUAGCGCGUUGAGGAAAUAUAGAUAUAAAUUGAAGUGUCGUUUUGAAGAGCAUCUUCCAAUUGAGAAUGCACACCGCCAUCCUUACAAUGGUAUUGAUAAUGCUGUUUGGCAAAAAUUGUGUGAUACGUGGAUGUCACCAAAAUUUCAGGUCAAACUUAAAGAAAGGCUGAGCCAAGAAGAUGAGGACAGUGAAAGGGAUGAGGAUCCUGCUAUCCGUUUGUACAAGGACACGCAUUUUAAGGAACAAGGUGGAUGGGUACAAGAGAAAGCUAAGAGGAAUUUUGAUGCAAUGAAAGAAAAGGCUGCACAAAAUUCUCAAAAUUCUGGUGGUACGAGUCCAACCAUAAAUGAUGUUGAGAUAGUACAAAACCAACUAGGCAUAAGGAAGGGAUAUUGCCGUGGAUUCGGACAUGGUUUCGUGUUUCCAAAGCGUCAACAUGCCUCCUCAUCAUUGGAUGAGGCUUCUAGGAAAAGGACUGAAAUUGUUAAAGAAAGAAAUGUACAAAUGGCGGAAAAGAUGGAAAAACUUGAGAAGAUGCUUGAGCAGUACCAACAAUAGCAGCCACCAUGGUUCCUCCAAUAUCAGCAGCAACAGCAGCAGCCGCCACCAUGGUUCCUCCAAUUUCAGCAGCAGCAGUCGCCACCAUGGUUCCACAAACAACGGUCUCUAUCAGAUUCCCAACAGCAGCAAACCGCACCAAACUGGCAUCAACAGCCACCGCCACCUCCAGCAGACUCUCAUUUUUAGCAGCCGCCACCAACAAGAAGAUGACAAUAUCAGCAGCCGCCACCAAUAUGGUCGCACCAACAAGCACCACCACAACCACCAACAGAAUGAAUAAUAGAUCUUGAAGAGGAUGAAACAACUUUUUGUGCUGCUGCAUGGUUUUAGUUUUUGUUUAGAAAACUGGAGAUUUUAUGGAUCUUGAAUAUAUAUAUUGUGGAUUUAUUUUGUUU